Molecule: messenger RNA, 2729 nt
Organism: Cuscuta epithymum
Lineage: Eukaryota; Viridiplantae; Streptophyta; Magnoliopsida; Solanales; Convolvulaceae
Source: the annotation of a GenBank genome assembly
CACUUUUCCCAGAAAAUUAUGUUAAUUAAAAUUACAGUAAAACCCUCCCCUCUCCGCGUUGAAAGAAAGACUGGAAACAGCGCAAAAACGCUGUAUUGGAUUCGUAAUUCCAAGCAAACGGACUCAUGAUUUCAGGGUUGUAGCUUGGGGUGCAAGCUACAGCGGGUCCACUGUCAUUUACUAGGCUCAGUUUUCCAGGCUCUGAACCUCCGCGAGUAAUAGAACAAGAGAUGUUUAUAGAUUGAAUUUAGGAGUAAAAAUGUUUUGAAUUCCAAAAUAAGAGUAUUGAUGUUUUUUAUUCCCUAAAUUUCUGCCAAGUUUGCAUUAUAAAGCUUCAAACAUGACAAUUUUUUUCCUAAAUUACUGAUGUUCCAGACCCCGGUUUUCCCCCUAUAAACACAUGGCCUCUCUCAGUCUCACUCGAUUUCUUAGCUAAGUGGAGAACCGAAACUUAUCUGCAGAGAGGGUGAAAGACCUUCUCUUUGAGUAUAAAUGGCUUUGACUCCAACUACUAAUUAAUGAAGACGGAGACUCUUGGGUGUUUUUUAGGAACUCAGAUUGAAUAAAAAAGAAAUCUUUAUUCUUCUUGAAUGCUUUAUGUAUGGGAAGGUAGAUUCAAGAUUUCAACCUGAUGAAUUACAGAUGAAUGCCAUUUUAUCAGUGUUUUGAUUUGGGGGGUUUUGUGGAAUAGGAAUAAGCAAAUGCCGGAGAUUGAGCUAUUCUGGGAUUCUUUUAUUUUUGUGAUUUAUGAAGAUUUUCCCUGUUAAUUGAAUUUGCUUUUUGAAGACCCCUUUAUUUUUUAAUGCCAAAAGUUAAAUUUUUAGCCAUGAAUUAACAAGUUUAUCUUUUUAAAUUCUUACGCCACCAUAGGUGGGAACCUUUUCGACACCGGGUAAUGAUGAUGGAUGAUGAUGAUCUUAUUAAAGAAUCUUUCUUGAGUUUCAGUGUUCUUUGUUAUUGCUAAUUCUUAACCAGUUGAGAAACUACAUUGCAUUGCCAUUUUCUUUUCAAAUACAUUUGAUAAACUAGAAAAGUACUUAAGUACUAGUUUAUGUAUCUCAUCGAUUGACCUUGAAUGGGAAUGGGAACUUGACUUCUUACAUGUUAAGGCUCUUAGCGGUUGUGAUUUAUGGGGAUGAUAUUCAUCAAGUAAUGGGAUUGAUUGAGAGACUAGGCACAUUCUAAAACAGUAUUUUGUUCAAACAUUCUAAAAAUUGAUCAUAAAUGUGGUUUAUCAAGAACCCAGUUUACUUUGUUUGUCCAAAAGAGGAAAUAUUUCAAAUCAUAAAUUUGCAUCAUAAAUUCCUGACCAGUGAUGAUUCUUGAACUGUAACAGGCCUUGGCUGAUUAAUAGCAGAGGGCUUGCACAGAAAGUGAGAAAUGCAUCUGUACCUGAUGAACAUGGAAUUAAAGAUUGCUGCGCAGUUACCCGUGAAUGUCCAAAUUGUCAUCACCUCAUUGAUAACAGAGAUAUUUACCCAGAGUGGCCUGGUUUUCCUGUUGGUGUAAAAUUUGAGCCAUCUGAUGUUGAGAUCUUAGAACAUUUGGCAGCGAAAUGCGGGGAAGGAAGUUCUGAACCACACAUAUUUCUGGAUGAGUUCAUCCCGACACUCGAGUACGAGGAAGGAAUUUGCUAUACUCAUCCAGAAAACCUUCCAGGGGCCAAAAAAGAUGGAAGCAGCAUCCACUUCUUUUACCGGACUAAGAAGGCAUAUGCUAUUGGGAAACGAAAGUGUAGAAAGAUUACCGACAAGAAGAGUCUGAUGAUAGAGCAUGUUCGUUGGCACAAGACAGGUAAGACCAAAGCUGUGAUGGAAAAUGGAGUUCAAAAGGGGUGCAAGAAGGUAAUGGUACUAUAUAGGAGUGCCAAGAACAGAGAAAGACCUUAUAAGACUAAUUGGGUGAUGCACCAAUACCAUCUAGGAACUGACUUGGACGAAAAAGAAGGUGGAUAUGUGGUCUGUAAGAUAUUUUAUCAACAGAAGCAGAACGAUAAGAAUGUGGACGACACUCUUCUUCUACCUAAUGCUGAAUCUGAUAUGUGGACUGCCCAGGAUAUUCCAAGGACUCCCAUGACUGCAAUCCCUAAUCCGCCUCAUGCUGGACAAACCCCUUCUUGCGAUCAGUCCGUAGCUUUGUCGCCUAUUGAGGGAGUGGAGGUGGCCAAGGAGAGACAAUAUACAUAUCCCCAAGAUUUUCAAGUCCAGUGUGAAGAGUUAGCAGCAUGUUUGGCUGCUGAUGACAAUGCCAUAGAUGGUUUCUUGACUUCUGAUGAAAUUGCCUGUUCUUAUAAUUUUAACAAUCGCCCGUCUAAUCAUGGCCAUUCUGCUAACCUCAAUAAUCAAAUUCCAGAGGGAGAUGGCAAAAACUCAACUAGUAUUUCUGAUCUUUUGAACUUGGAACUGGACAGUCCACCAGAGUUUUCUUUGCAGGAUUUGCAAUUUGGAUCUCAAGACAGUCUCUCUAGCUGGUUAAACCAGAUAUUCCAUUGAGUCGUGUACUUGGAGCAAUUAAUUUAGAUUGUAACAUUGAUCAUUUGGGUGUUGUAUGGUCCCAUUUGAUAAAAUAUGCAAUUAGGAGUGCAUGUGUACAAAAAUGUGUACAACUUAUGUGUACAAGUAGCACCACUCUUAAAUUGGAUAUCAGUUUUUUUUUAUCGUAAUUGGAUAUCAGUUUUGUUUUUUGUUUUUUUUUCUGCGUAUUUGAUACGAGUUUUAAAUGAAAUUCCC